AGUUGGAGUGGUGAUUGUAAUUUGCGAGCGUAAGUAAAUAAAAUAAUCAACCCUCUUCUCUUCUCCUUCUCAACUUCAACUUAGCGGUUUCUUUCUCUCUUGCAAAAUUCGAGAAUGGGUUGGAUUUGGAGAGAUGAUGACUUGCAAUCACCGCCACCCGGGGACUUUCCCAGAUUUCAAAACCCUAAUCCUAGUGCCCACGCCGAUCGCUGCACCACCAGGAGGGUCGUCACCUCCAACUGCAGGACGGACGAGGUCCAGCCUGGAAAGUUCGUCAGGAAGUGCGAGAAAACCGAACAACUCCUUAGGGAUUGCGUUGGAAGGCCUCCUGAAAUUGUGCAAUCAAACAAGGAGUACACUGAAGACGAUGUCACAGACCAAGUGCUCAGAGGGUCUUCUCCCUUAGGGUCAUCAGGGCAGGGAUCAUUGGACUUCCCUGGUCUACACAAUGACAUUAAUUCACUCGGACAACACUUCGACUUUCCAGGGCUACGAAAUGAUAUUGACACAUUUGAACGGAACUUGUUUGGUAGUAUUGGCCGUUUCUUUGAAGCUGCUGAGGAUUUGAGGGAUGGCUUCUGUAAUGCAUUUAGGGAUCCACGCAUCUUUGAUGGGGAUUCCUCAUCUUCACCUGCAUCUAAGCAUCGAGGGGUACCUAUCGAGAGCAAUCCCCAGAAGGGAGAAAAGCGAAGAAACUUCAAAUCGGGAGAUAUAGAUCUUUCUGGAUUAACAAGAGAUGUUUGAAACUUUGAAUUGAAGAUAAACCAAGGGAUUUAACUCUUCUGAAAUAGGAAAAGUACAUAAACUUAUCAAAGAUAGUUUCUCUCUAGAUAUUGUUCCUCCUAAAACUAAUAAACUCCACCAUAGCUCUUUUAUAUAAAAACUAAUAAUUUUAUUAUGUUGGUUCAAUUCAAAUAUAGUAAUUAUUAUAAUUUUAUUGUUGAAACUAUUUUUUUUUAGAAGAACCGCGUUUGUUGAAA
This is a messenger RNA of Cannabis sativa, 980 nucleotides long. Its product is annotated as fra a 1-associated protein. The record is from RefSeq and is a predicted model, not a curated record. The transcript is spliced from 2 exons. Bases 115 to 744 code for a protein of 209 amino acids. Lineage: Eukaryota; Viridiplantae; Streptophyta; Magnoliopsida; Rosales; Cannabaceae.